UGCGUUCGUUCAGCAGCGCGCAACACGCGCGUUUCAGUCCGCUGCGAGCUGUCGGUCGGGUUAUGUCGAUUACGUUCCACACCUACGGAGUCGCUUCUACUUGUUCGAUCGUAUCGAAAGCGUGCGUAAUUUGGGAAUGUAUCCUGCACGACGUGAAUGUAAAUAAUCAGUGACUCGCGUUUGCAAAAAGUAGCAAAACUAAUAGGAGUCUAAGAGUCAAUUUUAAUUAGAGUCCGACGUACACACAACAUGAGGAACUCGACAUUGCUGAAAUGGGCGCAGAAUUCGGCAAACAAUAAAAAUCAGCCGGGCAAAAACGGAGGAACGAAUAGGAACUGGAUACACCCACCGGACGCGCUCCAAAAAGGUCACAUCGCCUACCUAGUCAAGUAUUUGGGCAGCAUAGAGGUUGAUCAACCCAAAGGCAUUGAUGUUGUUAAGGAAGCGAUCUGUAAGCUGAAAUUCAAUCAACAACUUAAGAAAAGCGAGGGCACGAAAACUCCGAAGGUCGAGCUUACUAUAAGCAUCGAUGGCGUGGCAAUACAAGAACCAAAAAAAUUGACCCCCAAGCGAAUUAUGCAUCAAUAUCCGCUGCACAGAAUCUCCUAUUGCGCCGACGACAAGGGAGAAAAAAAGUUCUUCAGCUUCAUUGCAAAAGAGGAAGAUGCAGAGACACACACAUGCUUUGUAUUCGUCAGCGAUAAAUUAGCCGAGGAGAUUACGCUUACUAUUGGUCAGGCAUUCGAUCUGGCCUACAGGAGAUUUUUGGAAACUUCCGGUAAAGAUCUAGAAGCGCAACGACGCUGCAUGGUGUUGCAGCAGAAGAUAAAACGACUGGAACACGAGAACAACGUUUAUCGGCAACGGCUGCAAGAUAUUGCGGCUAUUAAAGGCUCGGCGGAUGUAUCGACGUAUCUCUCGCAACAUAAUCUUCCCGAUAUUCUUCACGUACCUGGAGCUUCGACGGACUCGUCACAAGUCAAUGGCACGACGAGCAAAUCAUUAGUGAACACAAGCAGCGACACUAAUGGGAAUACGUCCAAUGGACCACAGCAACCGCCGCCGGUUCCGCCGAGGAGUUUUGAGAAGAGUUUCGACGAUGAUUUUAUGGGAAACGAGCCGUCGCCGGCACCGUCAGUUGGCACGAAAUUAGAGGGACUCUUGAUGGACGAGUUUGACGAAGAUGAUUUCAAUCCAAGGGCUUACGAGACUGCAGCCAACGGCCUUGCCAAUCAUCAAUCUAACAACAAUCCACUUUUUAACGGUCAGCUGUCUUCGGGAUCGAACUUCUUUUCUCAAUCCAACGGCACGACUAGCUCCCCACCUCUGUUGGCUCCACCACCAAAGACGAAAGAUUCCAGACGUCAAAACGGACUUAAGGAAGAUCUGUUUGGUAGCAUUCCUUUUAAUCCUACGCCGACAUUGAACAUAAAGAGCGACUUUAAAGAUCCAUUUGAAAUGGGUGAAUUUGGAGCUUCGACCGUGCCGUCCAAUCCUAGCCAGCAGGAAUUGGAAAACGCUAUCGGUUUGUUGGACAAAAGGCUGCUGGAAAUGAAGGACGGUUUCAGUAGAGGGCUGUCUAUCGGAACUGAUGACUUUUCCCUGGAGAGCUUGGACCCACUACGAAAUUAAACUUGAUGAUAAAAAAGAAAAAAAAAUACAAUUUAACAACAAUCGAACAAAAAACUUAAGGUACUCUAAAACGCAGAGUACGAAAGACCAAUUAUAUAUAACGGAUAGAGCGAUUAAAAGGUAUGUCCGUGUAAAACCAAAAUUAGUCAAUUAAUAUCUUCUUAUACUCUUAUAUUUAUGAUGAUGUUUGAUAUAUUUAUGAUAAAUGGAAUAUAUGAGCGUGUAUCCUAUUGUAUAAUCUGCAUUAUUUGUCGCUUUAGAGCCUGUAAGAUCCAAUAUGAAUGACGCGGAAACAUAUAUGUUGUUAUUAAUUAUGAAUUUUAAUAAGAUGGGAUUUUAAGGUGAUCGGUGGAAUAAAAAAGAUGAUGUAAUACUUUUCAUGAAAAUCACAAAUAAGUAAGGUUCAAAUGAAAAGUUUCUAUAUAAAUACAUAUAAAUGUAUGUUUAUAUAAAAUGCAAUGACAAAAGUAUUUUGACGCAUCUAUCAUAUGAGUUUUUGAACCAAACAAAAUAAUAAAUGAUGUAAACCUGUAAUUAUUAAUUAUGCCAAAUCGGAAGGUGAUAAAUGGCUGAGAUUUCUUUUAAGGUAAAAAAUGUAAAUUAUAUGGAUAAUUGUAACAUACUUAAUAUCCGCGAUGUAUAUUUUUUACUCGGCUUAAUAAUCUUUAAAUCAAACUUGCGUUUAUCGAAAAGUGAGCUUGUACACGAAAAGAUAAAACUAAAUCCCGUCACGUAAUGUUAGAGAUCGUGUUAAUAAUAUUACGAAUGCGUAGAUUUCAUAGUCAAUUGAACUUGAACAUUCCGCAUAUCCUCUUUGGUCUGUCGUACGUACUUCUAUUAGACAUCUGUCUUUUAAAACGGCAAUAGAUAUCAGGAAGAAAAAAACGAUUAUGAAAUAAUAGGGGAACACGAGACAAGUCUAGAUGUGGACUUUACAUAAUAAUCUCUGUAUCUCUCUCUAUCUUUUAUAUCACAAUUCGAUCAACGUAACGCAAAGCGUUAACGAAAGGUUACGUUUACUGAUAUAUGUAAAGAUAAAUGGAUUAGUAUAAUUAUGUACAUAUAAUAAAACUUUAAUCUUAUUAUUGUUGCUAUAUUGUUUAAGAAUUGUAGUUAAGAAAAUAUAGGAUGUAAUCAUUACAACUGAA
Molecule: messenger RNA, 2780 nt
Organism: Pseudomyrmex gracilis
Lineage: Eukaryota; Metazoa; Arthropoda; Insecta; Hymenoptera; Formicidae
Product: PTB domain-containing engulfment adapter protein 1-like
Exons: 9
Coding region: 250-1632 (460 amino acids)
Source: RefSeq, a predicted model, not a curated record